Thermothielavioides terrestris NRRL 8126 is the source of this 1440-nucleotide messenger RNA. RefSeq names its product glycoside hydrolase family 39 protein. The record is from RefSeq and is a predicted model, not a curated record. The transcript has a single exon. Bases 305 to 1237 code for a protein of 310 amino acids. Lineage: Eukaryota; Fungi; Ascomycota; Sordariomycetes; Sordariales; Chaetomiaceae.
ACAACAGGUGCCCCGGGCCGGGGCUGGAUCUAUGGACUGUCUGAGUACAAUGUGCGCCUCAAGUCGACGUUGGAGAACUACCAGACCGCGCGCAAGCACGGCGGAAACUUUAUUCUCCUGCCGCAUGACCUCUGGGGAACGGACCAUGCCAACUCGUCCACGCACUGGCCGUACGUAGAGCACCCGAGACUGCCACUCCGCAUAUGAACUCAAUCGUUCUGACUUGAUCAGGGGCGACAACAACGACUGGCGCGACUACGACGCCUUCCUGGACCGUCUGUUCAGCGACCUCAAAGCGAACGACAUGCUGGGCGGCUUGGUCUACGACAUCUGGAACGAGCCGGACAUCAGCAUCUUCUGGCAGCGGUCCCAGCAGCAGUGGCUGGACCUGUACGUGCGCACGCACAAGCGCAUCCGCCAGGACCCCGCCCUCGCCCGCAUGCUCAUCUCAGGACCGACGCUGGCCUACCGGCCAACCGCCACCAACACCUGGUGGACCGCCUGGCUCUCCGCCAUCCGCGGCAACGACACCAUCCCGGACCAGUACGCGUACCACCUCGAGGGCGGGACCACCGACGCCGACAACGACCUGCAGUACACCAACGCCUCCCUGGCGGCCCUGCUGAGCCAGCACGGCCUGCCGCCACCGCGGCAGGUCAACAUCAACGAGUACGCCAACUCCGCCGAGCAGGUGCCCGCCGGCGCGGCCUGGUGGAUCGCCCGCCUCGAGCGCUACGACGCCGUCGGCCUGCGCGGCAACUGGAUGGGCGGCUGCAUGCUGCACGACCUGUUCGCGAACCUGCUGACGCGGGGCGGCGGCGACGCGCAGACCUGCGCGGCCACCGACUACGCGCCCGCGCCCGAGUACUGGGUGUACCGCUACUACGCGCACAACAUGACGGGGCAGCGGGCGGCGACGGCCGGGUCGGGCGAUCGCGUGUUUGAUGUGUACGCGACGGUUGAGGGGGGUGAUCGAGGAGGGGUGGUGCGGGUGCUGGCGGGCGCCAGGGUGGCCACGGGGACGUGGUAUGUCACGGUCGGCGGGCUGCAGCCGGCGGCGGGGACCGUCGCGGUGCGGACGCUGGCCUUCCGUGGCGGGAGCAGCGUGUACGCGGUCGCGGGCGCGCCGCAGGAUCUCGGGGUCGUGAGGCAUCAGUAUAGCGGUGGGGAGGUGACGCUGGCCGUGCAGCAGACGGAUAACUCGACGGCGUGGGCGUUUGAGUUGACGAGAGAGUGAGCGGAAAAGGGGGUGGCGUGACGCGUAACCGCCGCGGGGACUGGCAACGGAUACCGCGGGACGUCGGGGUUCUAUGCGAUGUAGAUAACUGCAACUCUUGAGAAGGGGAGAGACUCGAAGAGGAGUUCCACCAUAAACUGUACUUGCACGGAAGAAGACCUCGCUCAGCCUGUCCCGUAGCAAUCCGACUCUGCGACAUCGAC